Messenger RNA from Mizuhopecten yessoensis (Yesso scallop), 2360 nucleotides. RefSeq lists its product as uncharacterized. Bases 493 to 1071 code for a protein of 192 amino acids. Lineage: Eukaryota; Metazoa; Mollusca; Bivalvia; Pectinida; Pectinidae. The transcript is spliced from 2 exons. The record is from RefSeq and is a predicted model, not a curated record.
UUCCGUUGCUGACAAGCACAGCCGUCGACCGGCAACACGACCAAGGGUCGGCCUGUCAAUUAUCAGUAUGGUUGUUGCGUCCUUAACAGAGAGAUGUAAAAAUCAAUCACCUUGCCUUUUCUACCAUUGAUAUGUACUAGGCAAUUGGUCGAUAGUAUAAAACGCUUCCAGUGUGUCUGCCUGCCCGCAUGAUCAGGAAGCUGCCACCAUCAGCAGCCCAAGCCCUGGCUUACACGAUGAGUAGCUAAGUUUAUGGGAACCAGAUGUGAAGGCGAAUAGCGUCAGCUGUGGGUCCAUUCAUGCUGCAUUCUGCCUCCCUGUCCUCCAGGCCUUCCUCACAGCACACAUGUGUGAGUUCCAACGCUAAUUUCACUGGGAUGUGUGCUCGUGUGUACUAAACUUUCAUAAUAUAUUUGUGCUUGAUCUGGAUGGAAAUAGAAGCCUUAAACUGUAUGUGUGUGCAAAGUCGACGAGUGAUUUGAAGUUGAGGUUAUGUCCACAGAGACGAUGACGUCACACGGAUGUCAUGACCCCAUGUCGAUGAUGGGUAUUCCCCACCCCGCAGUGAUCGGGUUGCCUUACAACCAGGCGAGCAUGGUACUAGCCGGCUACAGAGACUGCGCCGCCCAGGCCAUCAGCUACCUUGUGGAGGUAGAGCACAUGUCUAUAGACGAUCCAUUUGUUGUUGGGUUGCGCAAUCACCUCCAGGAAUAUCAAAAAUCCCUGGAUUUUGGACAACUUUUACGACAUCAGUUUGACGUUACGAUGACGUCAGCACCACAACACGAACAUUCAUUGGACGAUUCUGGUAUUUCGGAAAGUGACAACAGUAUCGAACACACCCAUUUGACAUCAUUACAGACUGCAGAUAUAACACAAUUUGUGUCAAAUGGGACUCAGGACAACCGAAGUAUAGACAUUGGAGACGGAGAGGCGUUGAACCUCCAUGCUUUACAAAACAGUACCCCGGCGAUUUCCGCUCUCGCUCAAGAACUUUUAUACCUUCUAGAGGAGGAGGAAGCGGAAGUGAUGUCAGAGUCUGAAACUGAGGAGGACGUUAUAGAGCAAUGAACAUAGUUAGUGUGAGUGUUUGUGUGAGUGUAAUACAUAGAGUUUUAGUGAACAAAGAACCUGUCACCACUUAUUUACAUCGCGGCUACUGUGUGAAGAUUUCUUAUUGUGAGUGUUGAUAUUCAUUCAAAUAUUCAGACAUGUUUUAUAAACAUGUCUAUGAAUACAUUUAGAGGGAAAGAGAUGGAGAGAGAUUGGCGUUGAAUUCUAGAAAGUAGUCCUUCCUCGUCCAGUAGUUUUGGAGCGAGUCUUUCCAGCUUCUGAUCUAUAGGAUUCCUGGAAGCGAAAUUCAUGUACCACAUGCGCUACCCGUAUGUAAACAUUGGCUGAUGCAUGACCCGGAUGAUCCGGGGUCAUCCUCUACUAUCCAGGGUCCAUUGGACUCCGCAUACUUCCUUGUCAAUCUUUCAUCAGCAUUGUCAUUCCUUACCAUCACUUUAUUGUGUGGAGUGACAAUUUUGGCUAGCUAUUGACUCUGUUGUAUGCUGUGUAUUGUACCCUAGGUAACGGUAUCGUAACCUAUGCCUCAUUCUUUGUUCAAUCCAACGUCUAGCGGUAAACGUAUAUAUAUGAUUUAAGAUAUGUCUCUGAUAGCGCUCUAUACUAGUACAUGGUCUGUAGGCUGAAUAUUAAUAACCAGUUCCUUUAGAUUUCAUCACAAAAAGUAUUAUUUAUAUUGAAAUUGAAACAACGCAUAUGUACGUUGUAUAUCAAUGCAUAUACGUGCUUCGUCUGAAUCACAUGACAGUCUGUUUCAAAUUAGGAAUAAUGGAAAAAAAACUAGAUAUUGCAAGGAAAAUGUCGAUAUUCACUUUCACUUAGAGCAGCUAUGUGUACUUUUUAUCAUGCUAUUUAUCUAUUUACAUCCCGAGUGUGUUCAAAAUAAUAUUUUCAUGAAAAUCGUGUUAUGCUAUACGUAAACUACCACUAAUACCGGUAAAUGAUGGACUAUCCUACACAGACAAAAUGUUCACGUACAUGUUCACAGUGACCGUUUUAAUCACGUUCAGGACUGACAUUGUGUAAAAUUUAACUAAUUAUUUAUUAAUGGCUUAAAUUUGCUUCGAAAGUAAAUUAAGUUUAACGUAUUUUCAUUAUAUGGUGCUGUCUCCCUCAUUUUUAAUAUAAACAUUUGUUGUUUUUUGUGCAUAAUUAAUUUAUAUUUAAUCAUUUUGUACAUUUACCUUUUUGCUUAAUGUCAGAUGUCUUGGUCAGAAUUGUAUUCUCAGCUGGCAUUUGGCUGAUUCAUAAGAAUUAUCAAGAAAAUAAACUCUAGUUUUAAAAACUGA